GUCCGCCCGCCACAGUGUCCGCCCCCUGCCCGCUCACUCUGACUCCGACCAUCAGCCGUGCCCGUCACCUCCGCGCUCGACGCGCCAGAUGCGGCGGGGGGCGACAAUGUCAACACUGAGUCUGGUGGCGCCUCCUGCCCAAUCAGGAUCGCUUCCAUCCGAUCGAUCACCUGCCCCGGGCGCCUUGGCCCCGCUCGUCCCCGCCGUCCCUGCCAUACUACCACCGCGUCGCUGUCGCCGACCACCUGCGCGUCGCUGCAUGUCGCCGCGCUCGCAUCGGCCCCGCCACCGUCCCUGCCCAUCAUCCCCGCCCCGUCGCUGUCCCGUCUGCGACCGCACGUCACAUGAUGCUGCCGCCACAAUACCGCGCCUCGCGCGCACGGACGCUUACUUGCCCAAUGUCGCCACGCAGCCGACCUACGCCGGUGCUUCGCCACACCCACCAAGGACCCCCAAGAGGUCCUUGGGAAUAGUGGACCGCGGGCACACGGACGCAUGCUUUCGCCCCGCCGCACGCCCUUCCGCCCUGCACGCACCGCCCCUCAGGCCAGCAGCGCUCAUUGCAGCCAUGCCCGUCACUCAACUGGCCGUUCCCACGUCAGCGACACCUUGCCCCGUGGGGCAGAGGACAUUGCAGAGUGGGAGAUGUCGUGCGGGCGCCACUUUCGCCUACGAAUCCGUAUGCGAAACCCUGCGGGCGCCCACAGAGAGGUUUGGACGCGGCCCAAUGGCGGCGUAUGCGUGCGGUGUUUGAAACAACCGAGUGUCAUGGUGUCGUUUGGUGGGCAUGUUCGAACUAUUCUGACAGCGGUAUCAAAUGCUGACCGAGGGCGCCACAACUGGUGGUCAGCAAUUGCGGCGAGAGCACCCAACGACUGCAUGUUUCGUUGGCGGUCGUUACCAGGACCAUCCCACCCCAGUCCGGAUCCCCUCAAACAGUCUCUUGACUAGAGCCGCUCAUGAACCAUACAGCAGUACGGGCGUAGUCCAUCUUGGGCUGAUGGUCAGCUCGGAUUUUGUCCUCAGCCUAGAGUUCUAGGCGUACUGUUCUGCGAUAUACUACUACUCCACAACGUGGCCAAGUACUAAUAUCCU
Molecule: messenger RNA, 1095 nt
Organism: Rhodofomes roseus
Lineage: Eukaryota; Fungi; Basidiomycota; Agaricomycetes; Polyporales; Fomitopsidaceae
Exons: 2
Coding region: 89-754 (221 amino acids)
Source: RefSeq, a predicted model, not a curated record